ACACCCUUUCCUCACGUCCAGGGUUUUGUUUGAAGUUGCAGGAUUGCGAGUUUUUGAUGCAUGGGUUUUAUGUUUGCAAACGGUAGCUUUUACAGCUUUCUCAGUAUGCAGUCGCGGCAUACUUUUCGUUUAAACUGAGCCGAAAGCUUGAAAGUCAACAAGUGGAAAAUUGUCUCUUUGCGAGUUGAAUCACUGAUAACAUUUGACGAUGACUUGUAGCCCUCAUCAUAAAUGUUUAAGACAGCCCCUAAAAUUGAUAACAAGCACUCCAUUACAUUUAGCCCUGACUAGACAUUUUACCCACUCCACUCGUAGGGGGAAGAAAGCGCAUUAGAGAUGCCUUUGCUAAAGUAGUCGGUUUGCUGCUAGGGUUUUCUGUGAGUGAACACAUAUAAAGGUCAGCAUCCAAAAGGAAAGGUAUCUGUCCUUCCUCAUCAGUGACACAGAAUAUGGAAACUGUUCCCCGAGAAGACACCUGUUAGUUUGAAACCGGAUGAUUCCUUUGCAUCAGAUACUAAAAUGAAAGAAUCACUGAUAGAGGGUGAAUGUGACAAGGUAGUGACACCACAACUGGGAAAUCUGAAUGAAAUUAAGAUGGAACCGGACAACGCUCAGGAGUAUUGUCAAGCCCAACAGCCCAAAACUCAGGAUAAUGAACUGAAAAUAAACACUACGUUUUCAGACAGUGCUUCACAGUUGACUACAGGCAUUCAACUUUCUCUGGCAUCAUCUGGCAUGAAUAAAAUGCUUCCUUCGGUUUCAACCACAACUAUUCAGGUCUCCUGUUCUGGUUGUAAAAAAAUCCUCCAGAAGGGGCAAACUGCUUAUCAGAGGAAAGGAUCUACUCAGCUUUUCUGCUCUACACUGUGCAUCUCUGAACACAUUUCAUCUGCCACUUUACCAGCUCUUUCCAAGAGAACGUGUUCAAACUGUUCAAAAGACAUUUUAAAUCUAAAGGAUGUGAUCAGUGUCCAGCUGGAAGAUACUACCUCUAGCAAAAAUUUUUGCAGCCAAUCUUGUCUUUCAUCAUAUGAAGAAAAACGAAAACCACUGGUUACUAUAUGUACCAGUAGCAUUUUAACCAAAUGCAGCAUGUGUCAGAAGACCAAUGUUAUUCAGUAUGAAGUCAAAUACCAGAAUGUGAAGCAUAGUCUUUGCAGUAAUGCCUGUUUUUCAAAGUUUCACUCUGUUAACAACCUCAUCAUGAACUGUUGUGAGAACUGUGGAGCUUAUUGUUAUACUAGUUCUAAUCCAUUUCAUAUACUUCAGAUGGAAGGACAGUCUCAUUACUUUAAUAGUUCAAAGACUAUAGCAGCAUAUAAGCAGAAGCCAGCCAAAACACUUACACCUGUUCUUUGCAAAUCAUUGAAGCCCCCAGAUGAAAUGAUUGAAACUACCAACGAGUUGGGGAAGACAGAGCUUUUCUGCUCUAUUACUUGUUUCUCUUCUUACAGUAAAGCUAAGAUGACUUCUUCUACAGUAAAUGUUUCCAUGGUGCAGGAUGCUUCAAGGGAGCUCCCUUCUCCAAAGGAAGCUACAACUCCAGUUAUAAGCAAUAUAGUGUCAUUGGCCGAUGCACAUGUUGCCCUGCCUGUUGUGAACUCGGAGGUCUUACAAGAUACAGUUUCUUCAGUAACAGCAAAUGUCAUUGCAGAUAUUUCUAAGAGUUCACCCAGUGAAUCAAGUGGUAGUAUUCCUAAUAGUGGUAUGGAACAAUCAAGCCCUUCGCCAUCUUCAUCAGCACUCAGUCCACAUGUAGUUGGCUCCAGUUUAGCAGUACAAAAAGAUCAAGUGUCAAACCAGAAUUCUACACACAGUGUGAAAUCUGUGAAAAUAAGUGAUGGACCAAAAUUUACGUCCAAAGUACAAAAAUUUAAAGGUAAAUCACAAAGUAUUAAAAAAUCUUGGUGUUCAAAUUUUCAGCAUUUGGAAAACAGUACUAAAAAGGAUGUGACAUUCUGUUACUCGUGCCAGUUGUUCUGCCAAAAAUCUCUUACCUGUGGAGGAGAGUCAUUUGCAGCCCAAGGAAUUUCUAAUUGGAAAAAAACACUGGAAAAAUUCAGAAAGCAUGAAAAAAGUGAAAUUCACUUGAAGUCUUUACAAUUUUGGAGGGAAUACCAGUUUUGUGAUGAAACUGGCAAUGAUAAUUUAUCUAUCAAUUCUAAACAGAUAGAAGGAAAUAAAAAGUACCUGAAACUUAUAAUUGAAAAUAUCUUAUUUUUUGGCAAGCAAUGUUUACCCUUAAGAGGAAAUGACCAAUCUGUUUCAUCUGUGAAUAAAGGCAAUUUUUUAGAAUUGUUAGAAAUCAGAGCAAAAGAUAAAGGAGAAGAAAUAUUUCGACUUAUGAAUUCACAAGUUGACUUCUACAAUAGCGCACAGAUUCAAAAUGAUAUUAUUGAAAUAAUAAAGACUGAAAUAUUGCAAGAUAUUGUAAAUGAGAUCAAUGUCUCCUCAGCUUUUUCAAUAAUAUGUGAUGAAAUAACCGAUUGUGUCACUAAAGAACAACUUUCAAUUUGUGUCAGAUAUCCACAUAAAACAGCAAAGUCUAUCUUAAUUAAAGAACGAUUCUUGGGUUUCAUAGAUAUUGAAGAGGUAACUGGGACCAAUUUACAUAGGACUAUCAAAACUUACCUGCAGCAAAUUGGAGUUGAUUUGAAUAAAAUACGUGGCCAGGCCUAUGAUAGUACCACUAAUUUGAGGGGGAAAUUUAAUAAAAUUGCAGCAGAAUUCAAAAAAGAAGAGCCAAGAGCUUUAUACGUACAUUGUUAUGCACAUUUUUUGGAUUUAACAGUAGUUAGGUUUUGUAAAGAAGUAAAAGAACUUCGAAGUGCUCUAAAUACUCUCAAUUACUUGUUUAAUACUAUUCAUAUGUCUGGAGAAAUGUCUGCAAAUUUUCAAAAGAUUUGUAAGCUAAAUCAAAACAAAACAUGCAAGAAACAUAUAUCACAAUCUUGUUGGACAGUCCAUGAUCGUACAUUACUUUCUGUGAUUGAGGGUCUUCCAGAGAUUAUUGAAACACUAGAAGUUGUAUCAAGCCACUCUUCAAACACAAGUUUGGCUGAUGAACUGAGUGAUUUGUUGGCAUUGAUUUCCAAAUUUGAGUUUAUCUUUUGUUUAAAAUUUCUUUAUCGAGUGCUAAGUGUUACAGGAAUUCUUUCCAAAGAACUUCAAAGUGAAACCAUAGAUAUUUUUUCAUUGUCUUCAAAAAUAGAAGCAAUUUUGGAAUGUUUAGCAUCUGAAAGAAAUGAUGUCUGUUUCAAAACUAUCUGGGAUGGAACAGAAGAAAUAUGUCAAAAAAUAACCUCUAAAGGUUUUGAAGUUGAAAGACCUUCUUGUCAGAAAAGAAGAAAAAUUCAGAAAUCAAUAGAACUUGGCAAUUCAGAUAGUAUGUUUUUCCCUACUUCAACAGAAGAGCUAUAUAAAGUUAGUAUUUAUCACCAAGGAUUGGAUAGUGUAUUACAAAAUUUAAAAUUAUGUUUUUCAGAGUUUGAUUACUGCAAAAUGAAGCAGAUUUCAGAACUGUUAUUUAAAUGGAAUGAGCCAUUAAGUGAAACAACAGCCAAACAUGUUCAAGAAUUUUAUAAACUUGAUGCAGACAUCAUCCCAGAACUUAGAUUUUACCGACAGUAUGCAAAGCUCAAUUUUGUUAUGGAUUAUGAUUGUAUUAACUUCAUUAGUCUUGGCUAUUUGUUUAUUCAACAUGGUCUUCACAAUAAUAUUCCUUGCAUAUCAAAGCUAUUAUAUAUUGCAUUGUCUUGGCCAGUUACUUCAGCAAGUGCUGAACACUUAUUUUCUACUCUGCCUCGUCUUAAAACAUAUUUAUGUCAUACCAUGGGACAACAGAAGCUUAGUGGCCUGGCCCUAAUGGCUGUUGAACAGGAAUUGGUAAAUAAACUGAUGGAGCCAGAAAGACUGAGUGGAAUUGUGGAAAAAUUUAUCCAUCCAAUGAAAGAAAUAUAGUGCUUGCUAAUUUGAAUUUACCCAGAAGAAAUUUGUAUUCAGUGGUCACAGUUUUUAUUUCAAAGUUUUGUCUUUAAAGAAAAAAUUUUUUUCAACAGAACCUGUAACACUCAUUGGGUUCAAAAUUCAGAAAACAUGGAAUGAUAAUGAAAAGUCUUCUUUUUUGACACCUGAUUACUCGUCACUGAAGGUGUUCUAUUUCUUAAAUACCCUUUUGGAGAUAUUUUUCAUAAAUGAUAGUGUACAUUGCACUGUUCUUCAACUUACCUUUUACAUGACAGAGUAUUUUUGACAUUGUCCCAUAUAGGUACAUAAAGAGUGUUUUGAUUCUUUUUUACAAUUGCAUACAAUUCAUUGUACAGCUAGAGCAUAAUGUAUUUGAGCAGUCCCUGCUGACAUUUUCAUUCCUUACAUCUUUAGCUAUUACAAGAAAUGCUGCAUCUAAUAACCUUAUACAUAGGUCAUAUUGCACAUGAUGGAUUUAAUGCAAGAUAACUUUUUCAAUUGGAAUUGCUUUAUCAGAUUUAUGCAUUUUUAUUUUUGACAAAUAUUGGCAAAUUGCUUUCUAUAAAGAUUGUCAAUUUACAGCCCCAACAACAAAGUAUGAGAGCAUCUUUCUUUGCAUCUUUUUGAACAGUGUUAUCAGACAUUUUGAUGUUUGCCAACCUGUUAGUUGAAUAAUGGUAUUUUAAUCUACAGUUUAAAUUUCAGUGAAUUUUAUAUUUUCACUUAUAAGUUUGGGAUUGUGAACUGUUUGUAUUUCCUUUUCUCCGAACCAUCACAUUUUAAACAGAACUUUAAAUAGUGUUGUGUUUUUUGUUGACACAGUAAGAAUUCUCAAUCUAUUUCAUGGAAAUCGAUUAUUUUUCAAGUAACCCCAGGAGAAAGAACUCUAUCUUUUUUUAUGUUAUAAAAGUCUAGAUAACAAAGGAAAUCUGUUCCUCAAAGAUUUAGAAGAAUUUAGUAGAAGAAAUAUUUGUGCCUGGAUUUUUUUUUUUUAAGAAAUAUUUCUCUGGCACUUUUCCCGUUUCUUUCUUUUAGCAAUUUUUGUAACUUUUUUUUCUGGAAAGAGCAACUGUUUCAUUAAGGUUUAUUUCACCUGUAUUUUGAGAUACAAAAAAUAUUCUGUUAAUCUCCUCUAUAUAGACCUGUACUAUAACUUUCUUCAUCGGUUUUCUAUACUCAUUUUCUUUUUUGAUUGGGCCAACCUAGUGAUUUAUUUCAUUUAGUUGUUUUUCAGACACGCUUUUAGAUUUAUCAAUUCUACUUUUUUAAAAAUUGUGGCUGACCUUAACACAUAAAAAUACAAAGAGCUUAUUAAGAUUUAAUACUAUUAAAGCCUAAUGUUUUGCCAUAUUCCACAAUUUUAUUUUAGAAAUAAAAUAUUACAGAUUGAGUUGAAUCUCUCUUGCAUGGCUUAUCCUAAUAACAUUCUUUUUCCCCAAAGGCCAUGGUUAUUUGGUGUCCAUCAUUCCAUGCAUGUAUCAUUUCACACAAUACAUAGACUUGUUUCACGUUUAUAAAUUUUAUAGAAGUUGCAUUGUGUAUAUCUUUCUGCAAUUUGCUUUUUCCACUCAAUGUUGCUCUUAGAUUUAUACAUGGGUUUCUAAUUUAUUUUUAACUGAAUAGUAUCGAUUAUAUGAUCAUGCAGGUUCUUCCUUUCUGUUUAGCUCUUUAGUGUACCUGGGUAACAAUUUGCUAUUCAAAUAACUGAAGUGGUUUCUGGUUUCUGACUGGACUCCGAGAUAGGACACCUAUGAAGUAGCCUUGUCAAAAUAAUUUGACCUUGAGUGUCGUCAAGACCUCAGGUCUAAUCCUAAGGUCUAACCCAUUUACUAGAAGUACAGAGGGAUAGAGGAGCAUAGUAAACAACAUCUUUGGGAUGUAACCAGCAAAAUCCAAAUCCUGGGAGAGUGCAGAGGAUAAACACUUUGUAUUUACAAGGAAAAAUAGGCCUGGCAAAGAUCCUACAGAUUAAAGUGGGGGUCAUGUCAGUUCCAUUGUGUGAAAUGUUUGAAUCCCACUUUAAAUAUGAACUCUGGAUAUUUGAUGUUAAGCAAUUGUUAAGAGGAUAUAGUGGUGGUUGUGUUCAUUUUUUUUUUUUAAGUAACUGCCCUUUAUAGAGAUAAAUACCUCUGGUAUUGAUAAAAUGGUAACAUCUGGGGCUUCUAAAUAAUAUGUGAAUGAGGGUGGACUAUGAAGACCAGUAUGAAACACGCUUGGCCAUCAUGUUAGAGUUGUUGAAUGUAGAUGGGUACAUGGGAGUUCACUGUAUUGUUACUCAACUUAUAUUGGUUGUUUCCUUAAUAAACAUUUUCUUUAAAUGAUUGUUACCUGUUGUAGUUCAUGCCAGGAAUAUGUGUUUCAGUAUUAGGAAAUUUAUUAAUGAAAGACAACAAACUAAUAAAUUAAAAUUAUAUCUCAAAUGUACUAUAAAAGCAUUUGGUAAAGC
Molecule: messenger RNA, 6412 nt
Organism: Talpa occidentalis (Iberian mole)
Lineage: Eukaryota; Metazoa; Chordata; Mammalia; Eulipotyphla; Talpidae
Gene: ZMYM1
Product: zinc finger MYM-type containing 1
Exons: 10
Coding region: 520-3960 (1146 amino acids)
Molecular function (GO): zinc ion binding; protein dimerization activity
Source: RefSeq, a predicted model, not a curated record